AUUAACGCGAAAUAAGAACGUUUCGUUUUAUUAUAACGCGUUACUUUUUAUCACAUGCAAUAGUCUUCAAUGUAGGCGCUCAAUCCACUAACAAUAGUUAUCUGUGGUUGCCUAAAUCUUCCUGAUACCUUUGGUUUCUGUUUACUAAGAUUUAAGAUUCAAAGAAAGGUGUUCAUUUUAUCAACAUAUGAACGCUAAAAAUGCAAACAACUAAUUAGCUAUGUAGCUCAUAUUCUAACUUCUUUUUACUACUGUAGCGUACGUAUUUAUCAGCUGAUCUCGACGCUUAUCCGACUCGACUGUUAUGCGUUUAUUAAAAUUUACGUUUCAGAAGGUUUAUUGCACGCCCGCAUGAGAUGCAGGCAUUUAUUGAUUUUAUUUGAUGCUUUUGGCCUUUCAAACGCUUUACACCAACCGUGAAGAGAGCUGUUAAGUCAAGGAAGACCGACAGUGAUAGAGUAUUUUUCCUUCAAACUAUUACUGCGGAAGAUCUUACUCGUCUCUUUUCAAAUAAAUUUUCAACAGACCUAAAUGGUUUUCAAAAAGACUGCAGGCUUCAGUGUGCGGUAUUAGUGGACACAAUGAAGUCUGGGUCGAAAGGUUCAACAAUGAAUUUUGACCUUCGACUUCAAGUUUAACUGAAAGAACGAAUUGCUUACAAAACGGCACUUGCGGCUUUGGCUGCUUUUCGUUUUUCUCGUGUUUCGUUCGGGAUCUUUCCGUUAUUUAUCGGUGGGAUUUCAGAACAUCGCAACAUGCCGGUCGAUGAAGCGCUUAAGUUUCUCUCGCAGAAUUUCCGCGAGCAUUUGGAACGGCAAAGAGACCGCGACGCUGCUGACGAUGAACGGGAGGUGAAAUUUUUGCUCAAACUUCUCAUCGAGUCUCGUUAUAUUUCCAUCCGUGAAUACGAUCUGCUAAUCCAACACCUUACAAACAAGCGUGAUCAGCUGAUUGAGGAAGAGAUGGGCGAAGGCCGGCGGGCUCCAAGUCCACAUAGAGAUCCACCUCCAUCGCAUGCAAUGGGAGGUGCCAGAGGGGGCUCUUCGUCACAGCAUCGGCCUGCUCACGAUUCGCCAAACCCGAUGAAGCAAGCAAUGACUAUCGAGCAACAGAACCAGCAACUGCAUGAAAAGAUUCGUAAUUUAAUUGGAACGCCUCCGAGCGGGCUUGCACCUGCAGCUGCACCCGUUUUGGGUGCGGGAGUUGGUAUUGGGUCGCCCGCAACUGCGCCGCUUCAAGCCCCACCGGCUCCUUUUGGCUUGCCAGGUGGCCUCAGCGGUGCAGGCGGCAUGGGACAACAGCAGCCUCCAGCUCCAUUUGUUAACUUAAACAACCCCUCCGUGCAGGAGGCACUUGAUAAACUCAUAAAGCAGGGUGCUCUUGGCACACAGCUGGCCAUGGGAAUUCCUGAAGACCCUCGUGGUCGGCGGGAUGAUAUGGGUGGCCCCGCGGGAGGCGACAAAGAGCCGUUCCCAUUGAGCCGAGGUGGACAGGGUGGAUAUGGCCAAGGCGGUGGAGGUCCGUUUGACGGGUACGGUAAUGGCGGAAACGGAGCUUAUGGUGGAGGUUAUGGUGGGGGAGCUUAUGGACCAGGCAGAGACAGGUCUCCUCCGAGGGGACUCUAUGGAUCUGGGGAUGGAGGUAGAUACUGAGGGAUGCUACAGACCACUACAAAUAAUGAAAAUUAAAUAAGUAACUUCGUUUGCUAAAGUGUUCCCUUUCCUCCCCCACCUCUCCCCAUAUAUAGAUAAAAGAAAUUUAGGCGAGCCAAUUUGUCUAGUUGCAUCCGAAUCGUUCUGCAUAGAUAGCCUCUUGGAGCAAAAAGGUCUUCAAAUAUCUGUUAAAUGAAUACCUAAUGAUUUAUUUGCGUGUAGGGUUACCUAUGCUGAUAACCGCUUUUACAUUCGCCAACCUUACCCUAUAAUAAUGUACAGAUGGACCGUAUGAGGAAAGUUUGCUUAUAUUUGGCUGUAAUAACAUAAAAAGUGAAAAGCAUGCCGAACUCACCGCCACAACUGAACCAGCAUGUUAUUUUUUUUGAAGUCGUCACCAACUUUUGACAAUAAUUAAUAACCACUGAGACCAACAGUGGUCAUCUGCAAUCGCUAAGUCUUUGCCAGGAUCUCAAGGGUAUCUUUGUAACGAGUACGGUACACUUUUUCUUCACUCAACUUUGGGGUAACCAUAUUUCAACAGAAAAAGAAGAAUGAACUGUCAAAACAAUUUUUUGUUGAACUGUUUAUUUUCGCUUGUUCCUUGGUGCCCUGUGGUUUGCAUACCGCCUUAUAUAGGCAAGCAUAUUAGGCUGCGUCCCGUGAUGCUGCGAAAUUGCCGGAGUGGCCAGUUGUAUUUUUAUUGGCGACACAAUUGACCCGCUUCCGUUCAUUAAACAUAGUAAAAGGUAGUGCGCCGAUGACAAGUUGUUGUCGACGUUGUUUGCUUUGUCAUUAACGAAACCAUUGGUUUCGUGUUAAAACUCCGUGAGAACACAGAGGCAGAGCUCGAAACGCUCGUGCGGCAACCUGGUGACUCUCAAUGUAAGAACGCCGCCUCGAUGGAGGUCUUCGUUCAACGUCACCUUAACGUCUUCGGAGUGGUCUGACUAAAAGGCACAAAACGAGACGCCGUUUCGGACUAUGAUGUUUCUGCUGCUCCUAGAUCAAGCAACUUUCUUUUUUUGCUGCUCGAUAAAUUGCCGGUGGACCGUAUAUUUUUCUCUUCUAUUUUUUGUUUCGCUUUUUUUCAACACGUCCGUUUAUGACAUUUUUACAAAUUCUAACUUAUUAUAAUUAUGAUGAAUGGACUUUGCAUAGUUUCAGCCGGGUAUCAAUUUACUACACAGCGCACACUGUACCAACGACGAGUUUUGUGGGUCAUUCAUACAGCUUGUUUGCUGUUGGCCGACCUGUAGAAAAAGUGUUAUCCAUAUAUGAAUCAACGUGAUAUAAUUGACUCGUAAUGAAGAUGCAGUUAGGCGAUUGAGAACAAUGUAACUUGGUGAUAAGCUAUUGUCAUUAGAUGUUUUUUUCUGGUAGAUCGAUGUUAAGAACGUAUGCUGAAACAAACACAUGCACGAUGCUAGUUUUCAUCGCCGAGAAAACUGAGUACGUAUGGACUGUAAUUGUGAUUUUGCUGAGUCUGUUACCAUUCAGAUAACACUUCGGGUCACAUUACUUCAUAAGAGCAACAGUCCUUAGAAUCUACCACAAUAAUAUCAUAUUGUAAAUGAUAGUAAUUUAGCUUCAGUUGUGAAAUUGCUGAGAUUAUUACACGAAGAUCAAGGGGUCAGCAAAAUAAGUGACCGGGGAGUAAUAACCUGGCACGCAUAUGCGAGACUCAAUGUGCUUUAAACAUAACGCAAUCACUAACAGGAAGCGACUGAAUUUUAUGUAGCUAUAAUGCUAUACCUUCCAUAGGCAAGUAUGCCAGAAUUACCGGUUUAUAUGGGAAGAUAUACGAAUAAAGCUCUCUCUCUCUCUUGCUAUAUAUAUAUAUAUAUAUAUAUAUAUAUAUAUAUAUAUAUAUAUAGAUACAUACAC
Messenger RNA from Varroa destructor (honeybee mite), 3539 nucleotides. RefSeq lists its product as uncharacterized. NCBI's taxonomy places the organism in Eukaryota, Metazoa, Arthropoda, Arachnida, Mesostigmata, Varroidae. The record is from RefSeq and is a predicted model, not a curated record.